AGUUUGGGGGAAACAAGAAGGCGGCAGACCAUGGCGAUGAGGAGCGAGGCAAGGGUGGAGGCAGAGGUGGAGGAGGAGGAAAACUUCGGGCCACAGCCUCUGAGCAGACUAGAGCAAUGUGUAAUCAGCGCCAGUGACAUCAAGAAGCUGGGAGAAGCAGGUUUCCACACAAUCGAGGCCGUCGCCUACGCACCCAAGAAGGAGCUGCUCAACAUCAAGGGCAUCAGUGAGGCCAAAGCAGACAAAAUUCUAGCUGAAGCUGCCAAACUUGUGCCCAUGGGUUUCACCACAGCUACUGAGUUCCACCAGAGGAGAGCAGAGAUCAUCCAGAUCUCCACAGGCUCCAAGGAGCUCGACAAACUCCUGCAGGGUGGGAUCGAGACAGGCUCCAUCACGGAGAUGUUCGGAGAGUUCCGGACGGGGAAGACCCAGCUGUGCCACACCCUGGCUGUCACCUGUCAGCUGCCCAUCGAUCAGGGGGGCGGAGAAGGUAAAGCCAUGUACAUCGACACAGAGGGAACCUUCAGACCGGAGAGACUCCUCGCUGUAGCCGAGAGGUACGGGUUGGUCGGCAGUGACGUUCUGGACAACGUGGCUUACGCCCGAGCCUUCAACACAGACCACCAGACCCAGCUGCUGUACCAAGCCUCCGCCAUGAUGGCCGAGUCCAGGUACGCUCUGCUGAUCGUGGACAGUGCCACAGCUCUGUACAGGACAGACUACUCCGGCAGAGGGGAGCUGUCUGCCAGACAGGGACACCUGGGACGCUUCCUCCGCAUGCUGCUGCGGCUGGCAGACGAGUUUGGCGUUGCCGUGGUGAUAACCAACCAGGUGGUAGCACAGGUGGACGGGGCAGCCAUGUUUUCUGCAGAUCCUAAGAAGCCGAUUGGAGGCAACAUCCUGGCUCACGCCUCCACCACACGUUUGUACCUGAGGAAAGGCAGAGGAGAGACGAGGAUCUGUAAAAUCUACGACUCGCCCUGCCUGCCCGAGGCCGAGGCCAUGUUCGCCAUCAACGCUGACGGAGUCGGCGACGCCAAGGACUGAGCGUGCUGAGAGGCGGGAAGCAGCGGGGCGGUGCUCAGUCACACCCGCUCACUCUGUCUUGGAAUAAGUGUGUGUGUGCAAUCUUCCCACAUAAACUGCUGCCCUCACACACACCCUCAGACUGAUGAUGAUUUGGUCGGACGCUGAUGGAGCCCGAGCGGAUCAAACGCUGCGGGAUGCAGAUGUGGAGCUCAGUGGAACAACAGCUGGAUGGAACGGUCAGUUUUCUCUCACACUGAAGCACAUUUCACUCAACAAAGAAAAAAAAGAUGUUUUCCUGCAAUUAUGAUACAGUAUCUCAGAAGUACAACAUCUGUUUGGCUAUAAUGAGAUACUACUUCAUAAUUACAAUAUCAGCAUCAUAAUUAUGAGUUAGUAUCUCCAAAAUUACACAAAAAUCUCAUGAUGUGAUGUUCUUAUAGUCUAAUAGGAAGAUCCAUUGUCUCAUAAUUACAAGAAAAACUAAAUUCUAACACAAGAGACAUCUGUUACGUAUUAAAUAAAUUCUUUUUUUUCUUUGUUGAAUGCAGUGAAUCUCUGGAGUUUCAAAGAUGGGUGGAGUGGUAAAAAGAAAAAUUGUAAAAACUAUUUUAAAUAGUUUUGUGAGCUCUUUUUGUUCUGUUAACUUUGUGUUUAUGGUGUUCUAUCAUGUGGUGUCCCUUUUUUCAGUGUCCAAAAGUGAAGCGUUUUCUGAGAAUGUUGUUGAAACAUAUUAUUUUGCAAUGAAAACAUUCCUACACAGCUAAACUUUAACUUAAUUUCUCAAAUUUCACCUCUUGCCAGCUACACCACGACUGGUAUGUCCCUUUUCUCUUAUGUAUAUAAGCUUUAUAGCUAAAUUAAAUUUGUUUUACCAUUAAA
This is a messenger RNA of Plectropomus leopardus (leopard coralgrouper), 1908 nucleotides long. It is a transcript of the gene rad51, whose product is annotated as RAD51 recombinase. NCBI's taxonomy places the organism in Eukaryota, Metazoa, Chordata, Actinopteri, Perciformes, Serranidae. Gene Ontology annotation, biological process: double-strand break repair via homologous recombination; mitotic recombination; DNA recombinase assembly. Gene Ontology annotation, molecular function: double-stranded DNA binding; single-stranded DNA binding; ATP hydrolysis activity. Gene Ontology annotation, cellular component: condensed nuclear chromosome. The record is from RefSeq and is a predicted model, not a curated record.